CAUGCAUACCUCUGCCUGAACACUUUCUACGCGACUCGAGGAAGGAGGGCUUGUGCAAUUGGUUGACAAGAGCGCAGUGCGCUGACUGUCCUCAAAACAACGAGAGGCUGACUGCUUAGUCGUUAUGGAUUUAAAUGACCUGUAAGCAGGAUCAGCAGGUUGGACAGGACAUCCUUACACUAUUUCAUCCAUUGCAGUGUAAAGAGAGCAUGUUUACAUGCUGCAGUGAUGUGGACUGGUUGGACCCGGCAAGGUAGAGCCCACCUGACCCACGACCCAGACCCAUCAGAAGACCCUCUCCAAGAGCCUGGUCAGUAGUCUGGAGAAGCCAUGGAGAGGAAUGAGAGGUCCACCCCCGUCCCUGGCAAAGAGAAAGAGGUGGAUAUCAUCAAUAUCAAGGGCAUCGAGGACAUAGGCUAUGUUCAGCCGGAUUCCAUACUCCUGAACUGCCUGACACCUGAGGAGAACACAGGAUGUCAGCAUGGCCUGUACUUCCAGGAUGGAGAGAGACGGGUGGACUACAUCCUCACCUACCACAUCAAAAAGCCCAGCAGCUCGCGCUCCAACCGACAGUCCUCCCGCUUCACUGACAACGCCUUCACACGGAGCCUCCGCCGUGGGACAGCCAGGCUGGGACGAGCGCCACCCCCUCAACCCAGAGGUGACCCGGAGGUGGCCUCCCAAGACCACAGCAUGGACUACCACGUGGACGACAAGCGCCUUCACCGGGAGGAGUUUGAGGGCAACCUGAGGGAUAUGGGCAUGGAGCUGGAGAAGGAUGAGGAUACUAAAACUCCAGGUGUGGGCUUUGUGAAGAUUCAUGCUCCAUGGCAUGUGCUCUGUCGAGAGGCGGAGUUUAUGAAGCUCAAGAUGCCCACGAAAAAAGUAUAUGAAAUGAAGCAGAGUACGGGUGUUGGGGCGAAGAUCAACACAUUGGUAAACAAAGUGACAGAACCUCUCUAUCCCAACGUGGAGGAUAACAGGACACAAAAUAUUAAGCAUCUCUCCUACAUGUUCUCCAGAGAAAAACAACACCUGUUUGAUUUAUCAGACAGAGACUCCUUCUUUGACAGUAAAACACGAGCUUCAAUAGUUUUCGAAGUAUUGAAACGUACAAAAUGCACAAAGGCUAAGUAUAGUAUGGGGUUCACCAGCCUACUAGGGAGUGGAGUCUACACAGAUGCAUAUCCACUACAUGAUGGAGAUUUGGAUGGUGAAAACGUUGAACCCAAUGAUAGGAAGCUCUUGUAUGAGGAGUGGGCGAGUUACAGUGUAUUUUACAAAUACCAGCCUAUCGGGCUAGUAAGGAAGUACUUUGGGGAGAAGAUAGGGCUGUACUUUGCGUGGCUGGGGCUGUACACCCAAAUGCUGAUCCCUGCUUCUCUAGUGGGAGUCAUCGUGUUCCUGUACGGCUGUGCCACCGUAGACGACAACAUUCCCAGCAUGGAGAUCUGCCACCCCAAGAACAACAUCACCAUGUGCCCGCUUUGUGACAGAGCCUGUAGUUACUGGAAACUGAAGGAAGCCUGCGGGACGGCCCGGGCCAGCCACCUCUUUGACAACCCUGCCACCGUCUUCUUCUCCAUCUUCAUGGCCCUCUGGGCUGCCAUGUUCAUGGAGCACUGGAAGAGAAGACAGAUGCGUCUCAACUAUGAAUGGGAUCUGACAGGCUUCGAGGAGGAGGAGGAAGAGCUGAAGGACCACCCACGAGCAGAGUACGAGCUCCGAGUCAUGCAGAAGUCCCUGAAGAAAGAACACAAGACACAGAAGAACCCUACAGAGAUAGCAGAAGAAACCACAAACAAAUGGAAGCAAACAGUUCAAUCUGCCAUGGCUGGGCUUCAACUGACAGAAAAAGAAAAGCUGACGUGCAGAGACCGGUUACCAGCGUACAUGACCAACGUAGUCAUGAUGCUUCUGAUGAUCGGGGUAACGUUUGCCAUAGUGUUCGGAGUUAUCCUUUACCGGAUAUCCACCAAGACAGCGCUGCACAUGAGCAACAACCCCACCACGCGGUCCAACGUCCGUCUGACGGUCAAAACCACCGCUGCCAUCAUCAACCUGGUGGUCAUUCUGAUCCUAGACGAGGUGUACGGAGCUGUCGCCCGCUGGCUCACUGUCCUCGAGGUUCCAAAGACAGACAAGAGCUUUGAGGAGAGAUUGAUAUUCAAAACGUUCAUCCUGAAGUUUGUGAAUGCCUUUACCCCCAUCAUAUACAUAGCAUUUUUCAGAGGCAGGCUUGUUGGUCGACCUGGAAGUUAUCUUUAUGUGUUUGAGUCGUAUCGAAUGGAAGAGUGUGCUCAUGGAGGAUGUCUGAUGGAGUUGUGUAUUCAGCUCAGUAUCACCAUGUUGGGAAAGCAACUCAUCCAGAACAAUUUAUUUGAGAUUGGCAUUCCGAAGCUGAAGAAGCUGAUAAGGUACAUCAAGUCCAAGAGAAGGUCCUUCCAGGAAGAGGAGAGAGAGAAGAAGUUACAGCGCUAUGAGACGGACCACUUCCUAGAGCCCUUCGCAGGCCUCACGCCAGAGUACAUGGAGAUGAUAAUCCAGUUUGGGUUUGUGACCCUGUUCGUGGCAUCGUUCCCGCUGGCCCCACUUUUCGCCCUCCUUAACAACAUCAUCGAGAUACGAUUGGAUGCCAAGAAGUUUGUGGCCGAGCUCAGGAGGCCGGUCGCCGCAAGGGCAAAAGACAUUGGAAUAUGGUACAACCUUCUCCGAGCUGUGGCUAAAGUGGCCGUCAUCAUAAACGCGUUUGUGAUCUCCUUCACGUCAGACUUCAUCCCGAGGCUGGUCUACCAGUACAUGUACAGCCCAGAUGGCUCCAUGCACGACUUCGUCAACCACACCCUGUCCUACUUCAACGUGAGCAACUUCCAGGACGGUAAAGAACCUAUGGACCCACAGCAUCAGGUGGAGAUGUGUAGGUAUAAAGACUACAGGGAGCCCCCAUGGUCCAACACACCCUACGUCAUCUCUAAAGAGUUCUGGGCGGUCCUGGCUGCCAGACUGGCCUUCGUCAUAGUCUUCCAGAACGUGGUGAUGCUGAUGAGUGACAUCGUGGACUGGCUGAUCCCAGACAUCCCUAAAGACAUCAGCCUUCAGAUCCACAAGGAGAAGAUCCUGAUGGUGGAGCUGUUCAUGAAGGAGGAACAAGGCAAGAUUCAGUUCAUAGACAGCAUGAUACCUUGUGGUGGCAAGGAAAAGCACAACAACCAUGCCCCUAUAGCCCGCUCGCGCUCCAUCCCACACACACACAGUCAUACACACGCCAACAACUUCUAGCAGCUACUGUAAGGUGUAGCCUAGCUAACCAGGCAAAGGGUUACUACUGUCUGUAUCCUUAUCCUUGUCCAGACAUUCCAUAGAAAGGGAGAGGUGCUCCCUACAAGAUGUUGUUGAGGCCCAACGAGGAGAAACAGAAACUGUCCCAGUGCUCAAUGCCUAUCUGUCAAACCUCUCAGUGAAUAACUAGCUAACUAGCUAACUGCCAACAAGUUAACUAACUGCCAACUAGUGGGGUCAUGGGCUUUGAGGUUGCAAAUAUGCCAUUUAGCUAACGCCUUUAUCCAAAGCGACUUACAGUAGUGCAAAUUAUAGCGGACCAUGUUCAAUGAGAAAGAAAAGUUGUGUUUUUCUUUCUUUGCAUAAUGCUGUCAAGAAAAUGUAUUUUAUAACAUGCUUUACAGUACAGUAUGUCUGGCAUACAAGGUAUUUCUAUGUUUGCCUCUUUUUAAAAGGAUGUAGAUGAUACGGUAUCCUUUACUGUUAUGACUCAACCAUGUUCAUGGUGCAAACAAUCACUCUCGGAAUACGCUACAUGUUUUAUUCAAUUACAACAGACUUGUUUUCUUUCUUAAUGUGUUUUGUUCUCAAAAUUAAUAUUUUUUAUUUACAUAUUUUAUUGAUUCGAUUUUCAUCGAUUAAACAUUUAAAAAGUAAUUGGAUAUUAUGAAAUGUAUGUGUGUAGAGCAAGUAAUAUAAUCUUAUUCUUAAAUGGGUGACAUGUUUUUUAUGUCUUUGAUACAAAGAUCUCAAAUGGUAUUAGCUACCAAGCUCAUUAUUAGUUAACAAGUUCACAGUUGAGGGCUGUUUGUGGGCUCCCAUGCUACCAUAGAGUUAAAGCAGUUAUUACAUGGACUGUAUUAUAGCAUAAGAGUCAAAAGGCACUGUUUAACAGAUAUUUCCAAACAUAGUAAAAUAGUUUGAAUUACUUUACUUCAGAACAUAAUAAACUCAGCAGUGUUACAAAUAUCCCCUGUUAUAAAAUGCACAGUUCAGGCCAGUCUAUCCCUGCCAUAAUACAGACUGAUACUCUAUGGCUUCUUUUGUUGCUUCAAAGCCAGCCAGGAUAUUAUUUUGGAGCUUUUAAACUGUACUUAAAACUGUAUAUUGUUUACACGUACUUCUGUCUACUGGAUAUACUAAGAAAUAUAAUAUUUCUCGUUCUUUACUUGCCCUUCUUCAGAAGACAAGGACACUUUGAUCCUUUUAUAUGUCAAACUAAUGUAUUCAUACAAAAGUGAACAUCAUUUCAUAGCAGCGUAUUUUACUGUAUUGAUACCGACUAUGUUGUAAAUGUUUAGGAGAUCUGCCUAUUCUUUUUUGAUGUGACGUUGAAUAAAUAAUGCAUUAAAUUGAAUGUAAACAAUAAAUAUAUGUUGCUGUGGG
This is a messenger RNA of Salmo salar (Atlantic salmon), 4665 nucleotides long. The record is from RefSeq and is a predicted model, not a curated record. Lineage: Eukaryota; Metazoa; Chordata; Actinopteri; Salmoniformes; Salmonidae.